AGAGAGAAGAGCAGCGAGGGAGAGGGAACCGACUCGUUGGUACGAGCGAGCAACGCAUUGGUGACAGAAAGACGGACGGACGGAGCGAGCGAGCGAGCGACCGACCGACCGACCGACAGACGGACGGACGCGGCUUCCCCUCCGCUUCGUUCUCGCCGCCAGUUGGUUGCGCGUUACCGAGCCAAGUGGAUGUGCCCGCGAUCGUGCUCCCGCCUGGAAAAAAUAGUCGCUCGUCGUCACGCCGCAGCGAAAGUGAAAGAGAGAAAGAGAGAGGCCUCUCUUCUCCCGCGCGCUCGCCGGUAUCGCCGUGACAGACACGGGAGCGUCCCGUCCGUCGCCGUCGCGGGUACACGCGUGAACCUGUGAGACGCCCGUGGAAGCGUCCCGCAUCUCGUGCCGCCGGGCCGUGCGUGGUCCGAGUAGAAAGGUUUUUUUUUUACAAGGUGCAUCGCCAAGUGCGCGUCGCCGGCAACGUACAUAUAUACACCUGCCGCGUCUCCUCGCAGCGGGGAAAAGACCUCUCUGAGAUUCUCCGAGAGGCCAGUUUAGCUGGACGCCACCUGGUACCCAGAGAGCGAGUGAGAUAGAGACAGGUGGCACGACACGGUAAGAAGCAAACAUGGGAGCGAGACAGAGCAAGAGGUCCGUGGACAUAACGACGACGCCGAAGAAGGAGGGGAUACCCGCCGAGGGAGGCGUCGUCGGCGACGCGGCCGCACCUGGCGACGGCAAGCUGGAGAGGAUCGAGGAGGCCGACACGAAGCCCACCACCAACGGCAUAGCACCGCACACGGACUCCGCCGACGAUAAAGAAAAGGACAAAGAUGAGACUACCGAAAAGGAUAAGGAGCCGCAGCCGCAGCAGGAAGAGGUAAAAGCCGAGGAGACGAAGCAAGAAUCGUCCGGAGACUCUCCUGCGGAGGUCGCAGAAGUCACGACGCCCACAGAGGCGACCCCUGCCAGUCCGAACGCUGCCACCUCUCCAGACAAUAAGGAAGCCAAAAAGAAGGAUAAGAAGAAAAAGUGGUCCUUCAGGUCGAUCAGCUUCAGCAAGAAGGACAAGACUAAGCCGAGCCGCGACGAAACGCCCAAGAAUGGAGACGUCACCAAGGAGGAGCCGCUCGCAGAGGGUGGCGAAGACGCGGAGAACGCGACGGCCGCCGCGAGCAGUCCGGUGGAGGAGAAAUCGGUGGCGAGCAGUCCAUCGGCGGACGAGCAGGUAGCCGCGCCGACAGCAGCAGCCCCGGCCGAGCCGAAGGAGGAGACUGUCGCAGCGUCGCCAGCAGUCGCAGCCGUCACCGUCGCCGCUGCCGCCGCUAGCCCGGUUGAGGAAAAGAAAAAGGAACCCACUCCCUCCGCCCCCACUCCUGUCCCGUCUGUCGAGGAUAAGAAAGAGGAGGCGGUCGAAAAAGUCGAGGCCGAGAAAAAAGUAGUCGAGAAGGCUCCGGAAGUCGAGGCGCCGGUAGAAAACAACGUCGCCCACGAUGUCAGCACGACGGAAAGCGUCGAUGAGGCACCCAAAGUGGCACCUCCGGCUAUCCCGACCGAGGCACCACCCGCCCCCCUGCCGACAGCACCGGCUAUCACCGAGGACGUCGCCUCGGUCACCAAGGCCAUCGAGGAGAUCGACAUAAGUGAUAAAGCAGUCGCGGCGGCAGUGAACGAAGCUAUCGAAUGCAACACGAAUGAAAUCAUCGCUGACGCGCACCACCAAAACAACAUAAACGAAUAAGCGCCACUAAUCGAAUUGUAUUUUGGAAAGAAGAAAGUUCUUUUCUCUCGUUAAAACCAAAAAAGUAUAUUAUAUAGAUAUGUAUAUUUGGACCAUUCCUGCAAACAGAAAAUAACGUUCUUUCGUUACGAGCAGCAAAAGGGGAAAACGGGGCGAUGACGACGAUGACGAUGACGACGACCACGGCAUCGCGAGAGCAUAUAGACUCUAUAGUAGGCCUAUUAAUUAUUAGACGGUGUUUUACGGCAGGGCAAAACGGGAGAGUACGUGCGUGAAAGUCCAUGAUCGUUUAUUUAAGAACUAUUUACGUUCGCGAGGUCAUUCAUUGCAUGAAUACAUUGUAUGAUUCUGAAUAAGCACACAUGACGUUCAUGCACGGUCUCUUUCACGGAUCAAACGACGCUCGCUUCCUUAUGGCGCGCGGGAAGGGCUUUGAAGAGCGCCGAAAUGCUUUUGGAUCUUCGUCCAGCCGCGGGUUACAACGUCCCUGCUGUGUAGAAAUUUUUUAAGUAUCAUUAACUGUUACUGAGAUAAAGUCUAAUGCUCGAACAUCGCGCGACGGACAAGCGAUAGGAGCGAUUAAUUAAGAUCGUCGAGGCGAUAGGGCGAGAAUCGUUCGUCGCGCAUUCCAGAGGAAAUACUCAUUGGAUGGCGCCCUCCCGUAAUUACAUAACUAUUGUACUCUAUGAGAGCGAAAAAGUGUGAACGAGAGUGAAAGUGAGACAGAAAGAAAGCGAGAGCAUGAGAGAGAAUGCGAGAGAGAAAGAGGAAGCCGAAAUAUAGAGGAAGAAAUCGAGAGGGCAGGCUGUGUGUGAUAUAGCGAUUGACGGUGUGAAAGGGGAAAGAGAAUGAAAGCGCGCGAACCGAGAGAUGGAGACGCGUCUUCGCCACGGUGAGAACAGGAGAAAGAUGGAAAUACGCGAGCGAGAUAAGGGUAAGGAGGCUUUGUUCAGCGACACGCGACGAAGUUCCGUAUGCAUAAAAGUCGCACUCACAUCGGCGACACUUCGAGGGCACCCGGCAUAUUGUUUCGCUCGCAUUUCCAUCGCGGUCCUUGGUUUUCCUUUUUCCGUUUACAUCUGUACAAUCGAGUUUUACGUUGUAACGAGGAACUGCACAUUUUUUAAACAUAUAAUUUUGAUAGGCGCGCGCGCGCGCGCGCACACAAAGGCGCUUGCGAGGCACACGAGGAGAGACGUUAUUACACCAAUACUGAGCAAAGAGGACAUUUUACAACGCGUAUACGUAUAUACGUACAUGAAACAUACGAAAUAAAGUAUAUACAGUAAGUCGAAAAAAAAACGAGAUGUAAGUGAUAUAUUAAUCUAGACUAUAGAGAGAAUGAGUUUAUGUAAAUUCGGCGUUUGUUCGAACAUUGCUACUUCUCCAUACGAGAGAGAACACUUAUGACGAAGCCUAUCGUAAUUUUUAUGAUAAUCAUUAAAAAAAAAUCGCCUAAUUACAAUUUACGAGACAUACACAAUUUACCACCCCCGGAAACGGUACCUUUGUCAGGUUUUCAUACGAUGUUUCUACGUUUCUACGUUUAUACGGAUCUCCAGAAGUAAAAGAGUAAUUACCUUACGAGAAGCUUUUUUUAUCAAGAUCGUAGCCGUAGAUCAAUAAAGCUGUAAACGAGAAGCGCAUUAUACACGUGUGACGACGCUCCGAUAUCCGGUAAUAUCGCCGAGCGUAGCGAGGAAAGGGACCGAGUUUUGUGCUCGUGUCCACGAUCGGCAUUAAUUUCUAAGUGGUUACAUACAUAUUUACGUGUAUGGGCGGGAAAGAAGUAAAGUUAAAAGUUGUAUAGUAAAAACCAUUCAUUAAAUAUAUCUGUCCGUAAAAAAAGAAAAAAAAAGAAAUGAUCUUUACAACGAAAGAGAAAUUUAACUUUUCUUCUUGAUAGGACGACGCGUUUUGGCGACGAGAGCGAACUUUUUUAUCGAAAUUCUUAUCUUCACGAGCGAAAUCACACCGAGACUGAUAAUACCCGUGCACCCGUAACAUUCUCUAGUGAUUGUUAUCACUCUGAGGCGCCGUCGAGGCAAACCUCGCUCGUUUAUUUAUUUUGCGCCGGAGACUAACAAAAUUGUGAAUGAGACCUUUGAAUCGAAACCGCCUCAGACGCGGAAGUACAGUCUCCAGUAUCUUCGAUCAGCAGUUAUAAUAGUAAUUAAACUAUUCUACAUUUAUCUAUAACCUAUAAUAAACUGUGAAACAAAGU
This is a messenger RNA of Vollenhovia emeryi, 3956 nucleotides long. RefSeq names its product neurofilament medium polypeptide (gene Akap200). NCBI's taxonomy places the organism in Eukaryota, Metazoa, Arthropoda, Insecta, Hymenoptera, Formicidae. The record is from RefSeq and is a predicted model, not a curated record. The transcript is spliced from 8 exons. The coding region runs from base 620 to 1732 and encodes 370 amino acids.